Momordica charantia (bitter melon) is the source of this 1381-nucleotide messenger RNA. Its product is annotated as purine permease 3. Gene Ontology annotation, cellular component: membrane. The record is from RefSeq and is a predicted model, not a curated record. Gene Ontology annotation, molecular function: purine nucleoside transmembrane transporter activity. NCBI's taxonomy places the organism in Eukaryota, Viridiplantae, Streptophyta, Magnoliopsida, Cucurbitales, Cucurbitaceae.
GCUGAUAAAUAUCCGGUCCAGUUCCCAGUUUCUCCCACUCCACAAUCUCCAAUCCCUUCUCAGUUCUCACAGAUGCAUCCCCAAUCAUCCAUCCACAAGGAUGAAGAAGAAACACACCGCCGACGGAAAGCCACCGUUAAAAAGCUUCUCCUCGCAUUCAACUCCGUCCUAUUAUCCAUCGGCACUUGCGGCAGCCCUCUGAUCAUGCGUCUCUACUUCAUCCACGGCGGCAACCGCGUGUGGCUCACCAGCUGCCUCUUAACCGCCGCCUGGCCCGUCAUUUUAUUCCCCUUAGCCAUCAGUUACUUCCGUCGCCGCCGCAGCCGCGCCUCGGCCAAGUUCAUUUUCAUGAAGCCGCGUUUGUUUCUCGCCGCCGCCGUCAUCGGCCUCCUCACCGGCUUGGACGACUACCUCUACGCAUACGGCGUGGCGCGGCUCCCGGUUUCUACUUCUUCUCUCAUUAUUGCGUGCCAGCUGUCCUUCACCGCUGUUUUCGCAUUUCUUCUGGUGAAACAGAAGUUCACUUCCUACUCUGUAAACGCCGUCGUUUUACUGACGAUCGGAGGGGCGGUUUUGGCAUUGCACACGAACGGUGACCGGCCGCCCGGAGAAUCGAAUAAAGAGUACAUCACCGGAUUCUUGAUGACGGUGGCGGCGGCGGUGCUCUACGGAUUGGUGUUGCCGCUGAUCGAAAUGGCGUACAAGAAGGCAAAACAGAGGAUUACAUACACACUGGUACUGGAGAUUCAAUUGGUGAUAUCCUUAUUCGCCACUGUACUCUGCACCAUUGGAAUGUUAAUCAACAACGAUUUUCAGGUAAUUCCAAGGGAGGGUCGUGUAUUUGGACUCGGGGAGGCCAAAUACUACGUCGUAUUAGUCGCCACCGCCGUAAUCUCGCAGGCUUUCUUCUUGGGAGCCGUCGGAGUUAUCUACUACUCUUCGUCUUUGUUUUCAGGUAUAGUAAUUGCAGCGUUGUUGCCGGCGACGGAAAUUCUUGCCGUCAUCUUUUUCCGGGAAAAGUUUCAGGCGGAGAAGGGAGUCUCUCUGGCUCUAAACCUAUGGGGUUUUGUGUCUUAUUUUUACGGCGAAUUUAAGCACAGCAAAAAGAAGGAGCUAAAAUUACCAAAAACUGAAGAAACUAUUCGAAUUUCUACUCUCUGAAUUUAUGAAAUCAAUCCUCCGCUGUUUCCGUAGGUAGGAGAUAGAAACGCAGAAUGAGGGAUGGAUUUUUUUUUUUUUUUUUGGAACAAUUAGGUAUUGAUGGGUCGAUACCUUACGUACACUUGCCAAUCAUGUUAGAUAUUGUUAUUAAGCUUUUGUGAAAUUUGAAUCACAAAUAUAUGAUAAUAGAUAUAUAAUUAAUUAAUUUUGUUUUGAUCAA